Molecule: messenger RNA, 969 nt
Organism: Aspergillus affinis
Lineage: Eukaryota; Fungi; Ascomycota; Eurotiomycetes; Eurotiales; Aspergillaceae
Exons: 6
Coding region: 1-969 (322 amino acids)
Biological process (GO): carbohydrate metabolic process
Molecular function (GO): chitin binding
Source: RefSeq, a predicted model, not a curated record
AUGAGUACCUACGGAUUUGAUAGCAUCGAUAUAGAUUGGGAAUAUCCGGCUGCAGAUGAUCGAGGUAGAAUUCAGGCGGAUACGGCGGAUCUGGUCAAGCUUGUAAAGGAGCUUUACGAGGCCUGCGACAGUCAAUAUAGAGUCACAAUCACACUACCUACCUCCUACUGGUACCUGAAAGGCUUCGAUCUCCCAGGUAUGAGUCCCUAUGUGGACUUAUUCAAUAUAAUGGCAUAUAACAUAUAUGGCACAUGGGAUAGCAUUAACCAAUGGACUGACCCUGUUAUUAACCCUUAUACGAACCUGACAGAGAUCUCAAAUGGCUUGGAUCUCAUCCGGAGAAAUAAUAUUGACCCCGCGAAGGUCUUCCUAGGACUAGGAUUUUAUGGUCGAUCAUUCACACUUAAGGACCCUUCUUGUACCGAUCUAGGAUGUCCGUUCGCAAAUACUACAAGACUCGGAAGUAGUAGCGGAAGAGCGAACCCGGGAAAAUACACAAGCACUAGUGGAAUACUGUCGAACUAUGAGAUCGCCCGGGUUAUAGACUACAACUCCCCGGAGAUACAGUACGAUGUUGAGGCUGAGUUAAAGGUAAGAUACGACAGCGAAACCCUUAUUCAGAAACGGGACUUUGCAAAUUCUCUGUGCCUCGGUAACCCGUUUGCCUGGGCACUGGAUCUUAGAGGCCCAGGAACCAUAUCUGAUCUGUCUAACAUGGACCCGAAUGCGGGUAUGGAAGGAGCUACUCCAGAUGGCUCGGAUAGUGACUCCGAAAAUGUUUUUAUCGGGCAGGAUAUAUACUCGCAGGAGUAUUCUACUAUCCGCUACAUUCUUCCGUGUAACUUUAUAUUUCCGCCUAUGACCCUAUCCUCCGCUACUACAAUCUCUUUUGAGCCGUGUACUACCGACCUCGGUGGCUCGGUCUAUAACGCUACCGCCCUACCCUUAGAACACGAACAGUGGGAAUAG